This is a messenger RNA of Myripristis murdjan (pinecone soldierfish), 2256 nucleotides long. It is a transcript of the gene scin, whose product is annotated as scinderin. The record is from RefSeq and is a predicted model, not a curated record. Gene Ontology annotation, molecular function: actin filament binding; phosphatidylinositol-4,5-bisphosphate binding. NCBI's taxonomy places the organism in Eukaryota, Metazoa, Chordata, Actinopteri, Holocentriformes, Holocentridae. Gene Ontology annotation, biological process: actin filament severing; barbed-end actin filament capping; central nervous system development. Bases 57 to 2240 code for a protein of 727 amino acids. The transcript has 16 exons. Gene Ontology annotation, cellular component: cytoplasm; actin cytoskeleton.
CCCCAGCCUCAGCCUCACAGCCACGUCCAUCACCUCUCCUCCAAGCAGCAGCAGACAUGGUGCUCCACCACAAAGAGUUUGACAAGGCGGGCAAGGCUCCUGGCCUGCAGAUCUGGAGGAUCGAGAACAUGGAGCUGGUCCCUGUGCCUGAGAGUUUACAUGGGAACUUUUACGCUGGAGAUGCGUAUGUCAUUCUCCGCACGGUCAAGCAGAAGGCCACUUUUUUCUACGAGCUGCACUACUGGCUGGGUAAGGAGUGCAGCCAGGAUGAGAGCACGGCUGCAGCCAUCUUUACCGUGCAGCUGGACGACUACCUGGGGGGGAAGCCGGUCCAGUACAGGGAGCUACAGGGGGUCGAGUCGACAGCCUUCACCAGCUACUUCAAAGGAGGGAUCACUUACAAAACAGGAGGUGUGGCGUCGGGUUUCCAUCAUGUGGUCACCAACGACCUUUCAGCGCAGAGACUCUUCCACAUCAAGGGCCGCAGGGUGGUGAGAGCCACUCAGGUCCCCCUCAGCUGGUCCAGCUUCAACAGGGGGGACUGCUUCAUCGUGGACCUGGGAGCUGUGAUCUACCAGUGGUGUGGAUCCAAGUGUAACAAGUUUGAGCGACUAAAAGCGGCACAAGUGGCCACUGGCAUCCGUGACAAUGAGAGAAACGGCAGAGCCAAAGUGGUGGUGGUGGACGAGGGGAGCGAACCGUCUCAUUUAACUGAGGUCCUUGGUAGCAAGCCAGAGCUUUCAGAGGGAGAUGACAGUGAUGACACAGAGGCAGACGUGUCCAACAGGAAAAUGGCAAAACUGUACAUGGUAUCUGAUGCAUCUGGGUCCAUGAAAGUGUCCCUGGUAUCAGAGGAAAACCCUUUCCUACAGAGUCACCUGCUGUCAGAUGAAUGCUUCAUUCUGGAUCACGGCAACAAUAAGAUGAUAUUUGUAUGGAAAGGGCACAGGGCCAACCCCAGUGAAAGAAAAGAGGCCAUGAAAACAGCUGAGGGCUUCAUCAAGCAGAUGGGCUACCCACCAAACACACAGAUCCAAGUCCUCCCAGAGGGCGGAGAGACUCCCAUCUUUAAACAGUUCUUCCUGGGCUGGAAAGAGAAGGACCAAAGUGAAGGCUUUGGCAAGGUCUUUGUCACUGAGAGGAUUGCCAAGAUUCAGCAGAUGGAGUUUGAUGCCUCCAAACUCCAUGAGUCCCACCACAUGGCAGCCCAGUACAACAUGGUGGAUGAUGGGACUGGGGAUGUGAAGAUUUGGAGAGUGGAGAGCAGUGGCAGAGUUCCUGUUGACCCAAAGACCUAUGGGCAAUUCUAUGGCGGAGACUGUUACAUCAUUCUAUACACUUACCAUAAGGGUCAGAUCAUCUACACUUGGCAAGGGGCCAGCAGCACCAUGGAUGAGAUUACAGCCUCGGCCUUCCUGACUGUAGAACUAGAUCGUUCACUGGGGGGGAAUGCUGUUCAGGUCAGAGUGUCAGAGGGGAAAGAGCCACCUCAUCUACUCAGUCUCUUCAAAUCGAAACCCCUUGUUGUAUAUAAGAACGGUACAUCCCGCCAGGGUGGCCAGGUGUCAGCACCCCAAACUCGCCUCUUCCAGGUACGCAGAAACCUGGGGGCCAUCACAAGAAUUGCUGAGGUUGAGGCCACAGCUCCCAGUCUGAACUCCAACGAUGCCUUCCUGCUGAAAAUGGCCAGUGGGCAGGGGUACCUGUGGAUGGGCAGGGGGGCCAGCAGUGAAGAGGGAAAAGGAGCUGAAUACAUGAGCCGGGAGCUGAACUGCAGCUGCAAGCGCAUCAUGGAGGGAGAGGAACCAGCUGACUUCUGGGCAGCGUUAGGGGGGAGGACAGAGUACCAGACAUCAGAGAGACUGGAGAGUCAGAGCAUGACUCACCCACCUCGUCUGUUUGGAUGCUCCAACAAGACCGGCAGGUUUAUUAUUGAAGAGGUUCCAGGAGAGUUUACCCAAGAUGAUCUGGCUGAAGAUGACGUGAUGCUUCUGGAUACUUGGGACCAGGUGUUUGUCUGGAUUGGCAAGGAUGCAAACGAGGUUGAGAGAAGUGAAUCUGUAAAGUCCGCUAAACAGUACAUUGACAGCGACCCAGGAGGCCGGGACAAGCUGACUCCUGUGGUGAUCGUGAAACAAGGUCACGAGCCGCCCACCUUCACAGGCUGGUUCCUGGCCUGGGACCCCUCACACUGGGACUCACAGCCCAUCAUGCAAUCCAUGAGGGCAAUGAAACUUUAGACAAUACACAUCUCAU